AAGUAAUGUAUAAAGAACGAAAGAGCGUGUUUUAUCGGCUGAUAAUGAUUCGAGCCGAAGGCGAGAAUCUUUAGCGCCGAUAAAACACGCUCUUGAGUUCUUUAUACAACUUAUCAAACUCCUAGUAUAAUUCAUAUGUAAAAUAUCUUAUAAAAAAGAUAUUUCUGAGAGGUUUUCUCGUUUUAAGUAAAGUAACUGUACACUUUUGCAGAAAACUGGGUUUAAUUAUAAGUAUCUUGUUAUCGAAUAAUAGUGAAACAAUGUUUCUUUGAUGAGCUGCAUUCAUAAGAUACAACGUGUAGAUAUUUAAUUGCCUGUGGGAAUUGUUUAAAGCUGAAAACCAUUUCAAAAUAUAACUAUCCAGGGAAUUCAAACUUAUUACUAUUCACGAUGAUGCGAAAAGUUAGUUCAGUUUAUCGACUGAGAGCAAUAAGCUGUUCCCGAGAAUAACGCUGGUAUAAACGAAGGAAAAUGAGGCGUUUCAGGAAACCUAAGUCUAAAGAAGAAGAGGCCAAUUGUGUAGGCUCAAGUGUCCCAAAGAACACAAAAUAUGUAACAAAAUGGGCAGUAACUCUGUUUUGCGACUGGCAAAAGGCCCGGAAUAAUAAAAAGGCAGAGUUUGAAGAAACUAGUUUCAAUUUUGGCGACAUUAAAACUCUGCAAGAUUGCGACACAAAUCUGGAGGAAAUGGGAGCGCAGUCAUUAAAUUUUUGGAUGAUUAAAUUUGUGCAAGAAGUUGCCAAAAAGGACGGCGACCUGUAUCCACCGAAGACAUUAAACAGCAUUGUGUGUGGUAUAAACCGAUACCUGGAAGACAAGAACGACUACAACUUCAUGGAUAAGAGUGAUAAAAGAUUUUCCUUGCUAAGAAAAGUCAUGGACGCCGAAAUGAAAGAGUCCACAAAAAAAGGAUUUGGCCUUAAGAACACAAAACCACAACGAGAACCAGUUACAGCAGAAGAAGAGGAGAUACUUUGGUCUAAAGGACUGUUAGGGGGUAAUUGUGCUACUAGUUUAUUGCACACUAUUUAUUUCUAUAAUGGAAAAUUAUUUGGUCUAAGGGCGAAAGACCAUCGCAAUUUGCGAAUAGCUAAUUUCAGGAUUACUGAUAACAUAAUCACUUUUGACGAAAGUUUUAGCAAAACGUUUCACGGUGGCCUCAAAGAUCUAAAAAAUACACCAAGAGUAUCCACUCAUUUUUGCCACGAUUCAGGUAAAGAGCAUCCCAGGUGCUUAGUACAAUUGUAUAAGUUGUAUCUUGAAAAAAUCAAAAUUUUUGAUUCAGUAGUACAGGAUAAGGCUUUCUAUUUCUAUCCAAAUCGCGAUUUCAGUAAGUUUGAAUUUGAGCAAAGACCUCUAGGUGAAAAUAAGUUAAAUGGUAUUCUACCAGAUGAGCUUUGUGCUAAGGCCGGCCUGCCAAGGAAGACAGCACAUUCAUUAAGGAUAACCACUGCAACUAGGCUUUUUCAAAGUGGUAUUGAAGAGAAGCUUAUUAGAGAUCGAACGGGUCACAAAUCAGAUUCACUUUUCAAAUAUGAAAGAGUCUCAAAUCAACAGUUAAAGCAAGCGAGUUCAAUUUUAGGUCCUUGUAAUUCCGAGGCUAACGAUAGUACAAAUUACCCUUCAUUUGAGUUCAAUCUGUUUGAUACCUUAGGGGAUAAUGUUUUUGAUAAUGUAAUUUCUGAUGAAACAUUAUGCAGCAUUAAUUUAUCUGAUGAUGAUUUGAUGUUUAAUGAAGAUGUGGCAGAUGAAAUAUUAGCAGGCAUAGAUUACGAGAGUGCCACUACCAGUGUAACUCGGCCUACACCAAAAGUUAGUGAAGCUUGUACAGCUAGUCCACCUAAAUUAGUGUUUAGUAACUGCACUUUCACCAAUGUAACGUUUACUAAUUCAAAAUGAUUGAACAGUUAAGUAAUAACACAGAUGUAUUUAUCUAGCUUAAAGGUAAAACUUGAAAAUUAAAGACUAUAUGUUGCUUUGGCGUCUUGCAUUUGAUCUUGAUAAAGCAUUAAUGAAUAAAAUAUUAGUCCUUUAUCGUAAAUUGAUAAAGGACUAAUGUUUUAUUCAUUAAUGCUUUAUCAGCCCCGCACUCCCCUGAAAAUAUUCAAUGCCGCCCCCGACUUUUAGAAUGUUGCGCUUUUCUCUACUACUAAAAAUGUCGUCACGUGGUCGUAUAAUAGCAUAUCAUUGGCUUACAAUCCUAUGAAUUAUUAAUGAGUUUGAUAA
This is a messenger RNA of Exaiptasia diaphana, 2226 nucleotides long. RefSeq names its product zinc finger MYM-type protein 3. The coding region runs from base 472 to 1899 and encodes 475 amino acids. The transcript has 2 exons. NCBI's taxonomy places the organism in Eukaryota, Metazoa, Cnidaria, Anthozoa, Actiniaria, Aiptasiidae. Gene Ontology annotation, molecular function: DNA binding. Gene Ontology annotation, biological process: DNA integration; DNA recombination. The record is from RefSeq and is a predicted model, not a curated record.